Molecule: messenger RNA, 4809 nt
Organism: Theileria annulata
Lineage: Eukaryota; Apicomplexa; Aconoidasida; Piroplasmida; Theileriidae
Exons: 5
Coding region: 1-4809 (1602 amino acids)
Molecular function (GO): protein binding
Source: RefSeq, a predicted model, not a curated record
AUGGAGUACUCGGAUAUUGGCGAAUUUUCUGAUCUAAAACUCCAAAAUGUGCACAAGUUAAAUGUCGCUUCAACGCUCAGCGAGCUUCCCAUGAAUAAAGGAAGUAACAUAUCCCCUCAGGCUCUAGGAAUGUCUGUAAAGAUGGACCUUGUAAAGAGAAGGGCGACUCAGACCGAGAAAGAAAAACAGUUUAUGUACUCUGGAGCAUUUACAAAGACUAAGUUAUCCGGUGUUUCAGAUGAAAUACUAUCCGCGGCAGAUAUAUUGAACAAAAUCAAUGCCAGUACAACAAGUGGUGUUAAUUUUGGAGAGAAUUCGUUAUUUUACAGGGAAGCGUUGGCAACUAGAAUGUUGCUACGUAAAAUGGCUUUAAAGAAGUUUGCAAACAACAAUUACAGUGAUGCACUUUUAAACGCCCAUUACUCACUAUUGCUUUCGAAAAAAUUUCAUUCUCAAGUGAGAAAAACACCACUGUGUGGAGAAAUGGCAAUAGAGCUUAUGAUACUAAGCAAGUGUUAUGCCCAGAUUGGACACUUUAAAAAGGGAAAGGAACACUUGGCUGAGUUUAGGUUCCUAGUGGAAAACACACUAUUACAAUAUUCUAAAGGACCUGAGGCAUUAUCAGCUGAUUCACAAAAUGCUGUUAUAGACUGUGAUAAGAAGUUGUUCCUGACAAUCGUAUACAUCCUAGCGGAAGUUUUAAGCAGUUACGGUAUGUCAGAAGAUGCAGAAAUCUUCUUCUCAAAGUACCUCGCAUUGUACGUUCAAAUUUACGGUGAAUUUGAUCUUGGACUUACUAACGCACUCAGUAACGUAUGCAUAUAUAUGAUUAGGGAUAAACAGUACCUGAAAGCACUUCCACUGUGCAUUAAAAACUUGGAAAUUCUAAAGAAACAUUUAGGAGAUUAUGAUUCCGAACAACCUAACAUUAAGGUAGCAGAUGCUUAUAAUAAUUUGGGUAUUGUUUAUAGGUUAUUGAAUAACCCAGUGGAUGCAUUACAGCAGUUUUUCAAGGCAAUUGAUAUGAAAAUGAGGUUGUACCGUGACCGUAAUCACCCCUCAGUUCAGGACAUCCUGUUGUCAAUAGGAUGCUGUUUUCAUGUUCUAGGACAAUUUACUUCAAGCGCAUCGAUAUAUAGAGAAGUUUAUGCAACUCGCUGUGAUUUACUAGGAAAAUCACAUACGUCAACCAUUGCUGUUCAUCAAUUAAUAAAGGACCUUGAGAGAGAUAUUAAUCUUGCAUACAAUGAAUCAGAUAAUACUGAACCUAAAGUUGAACUGUUAGAUAAGCAACUAAAUACAUAUUCUAAGCUUAAUCAUAAAGAAAAAGAGCUACCGGUUUUAAACAGUACUACAGUAGAUGUUUCAAGAAUUGUGGCACUGUAUUCAAACAAAAUGGAUAAAGUUGAUUUGACCUCAUCAAAAGUAAAUUCUUGUUCUGAGGUUAUAUUCCCUACUGAACGUCUUUUGGAUCUAUCAAAGAAAUUAAACCUUAAACUGAUGAAGUUGCCGGUAAUUAAUGUACCAAAACUUUCAAAGGGAACCCUUUACAUUAAAGACGGGCUUCCCGCAAUGACACUUAACCCCGAUGCGGAGGAUAUUCUACGAGAUUGGGGAGUUGAUCCACCUGAAGUAUCAAUAUUAGGUGAAGUACUUAGUAAUGAGUUAAUCCAUGAUGGAGUCAAACUGUUCGUUCCGCUAGUAAAAGAUGAUAAUGAACUGAUUCUGGGGUACCAUGAUAAGCCAGUUUUUGUUCCAAACCCUGCUAUAUUCCACAGUCUCAAACAGGUUAGCAAAAGGUUAGAAUCUGCUUCUCCAACACGUACAACUCUAGUUAGUAAGAUUGGUCUUAAACCAAGUGAACCUUUGAAGGAACCUGAAGUUCGUGAAACUAAAGAAGCGGCAACAUCACCAAAAAUUGAACCACAAGAGAUGACUGAAGUUGAGAAGGCUGAACCGGAUAAAGUUGAAAAAGAGGACGAAAAACUCAGUGUAAAGCAGAAGAUAGGAGAAUUAGAACGUUUAAAAAGUGUUAAAUUCAUAGAAAAACCAAAAGUGGUAGACGAACCGAUUGUAGCGGUCCCAAUAACUGAGUUGGUUAAGUCAAAGAAUGCAAAGAACGCAAAGUUUUUGGCUAAAAUAGGAGCACUUUCAAACGUCAAAGUUAAACAGAACUUAUCACCUAAAAUUGAUAACUCUGUACUUAAAAAGUCAAUGAUGGCGAAGAACAUUUCAAAGAAAAUCGCAAAAAAAGUACCUACAAAGAAAUUAUCUCAGUUUCCAAAACAUAGACGUGCAUUUUCAGAAUCAUCAAAUGAUAAUCAAUAUUCCGAAGAUUCUCUCAUGUUCACUGAUGAGACGUUAUAUUCUGAUGACUCAUUUAUUUUGUCGGAUGAAAGUACUAGGUCAACAUAUUAUUCUGAUGAUGAAACUGUUAUUGAGAGUUGUAGUGUUAUUUCAAACUCCGAAACUCCCGUAAACUCAGAUUAUGAGUCAAUUAACGAUUAUUCAAUUACCAAUCAAUUGUUUACAUCACCUUCUGUUUAUUCACUUCUUGAUACAGUGACUACACCAAAUAUGAUGCAGCAAAACCCCCAAAAUUUACCACUAAUUAUCAGAUACUAUGAUGACGUAAUACCUGUUGAAAUUGCUAGAAGGGUAGCAUCAGUCAAAACAUGCGUUAGUGAAGCUUUUAACGAUUUUCUUGACGAAGAUGAUAAGGAAAAAGCUGACACCCCAGAGAAAAAACCUGAAACUAAAUCCGAAAAUCAGGAUAAUUCUACUGAUCCUAAAUCAAACAACAUUUCAAAUAAUAGUGCUAAUGUUAGUGAUAAGACUUCUGGUAACACUAAAAAUCCUCAAAAUUCUAACAAUUCAGAUUCUUACAAAAACUAUUGUAUGUUGAUGGACUGCGAUGGGAAUGAGUUAGCUUCAGUGCCUUGGACAGUUGAUUUGGUUUCAUUAUCUUUAGCCAGAUCCUGCCUACAAGAGGAUUUCCUGAAUAGGUACUCCUUUUUAGCUAAAGCUAAUAAAUCAUAUUUGAAGAAGAAAGAGUUGUCAUUUAAAGUUGAGACUGACGAGGAGAGGAAGAAAAACGAGCUUUUGUUGUGCAGAAUGUUACUUGCAGGACAGGGUUUAUCUGAACUGGGAUUUUCUAAAAUCGCCACGUCAAUGCAGGCAAUCACAAAUGACCUCACAGCUGGCCUUGACUUUAAAGUACCAAAUUCAGUUCUAGAAAGCAUUAAGAAACAACAAGAACAGAUUGAAAAGGAAAUGAAAGAGAUUGAGUUGGCAAACAAAAAGAAAGAAGAUGAACUUAAGAAGAAGGAAGUAGCUGCUAAGAAGGCUCCACCUCCGUCGGGUAAGAAAGCACCUCCUCCACCAGGUUUUGGUAAAAAGGGGCCCCCAUUACUAAAGGGUAAAGGUCCUUUACCACCUCCAAGUAAGGGUGGGUUUGGAAAGGCUCCGAAAAAAGGUGCUCCUGGAAAACCAGUAGUUGACUCUAACUUGAGACGGUUCUUCUGGGACCCCAUCUUUGGAGAUGACGUUAAGGACACUAUAUUCGCAACUCAAAAGCUAAAACCGAGGCUCGAAGCUUCACAUAUCGAGGAGUCAUUUGCCAAGGCUACUCCAAAAGCAAAAGAUAAAGCUGUAGAAAAGGCCAAACCGAAGUUCAUCCAAUUGUUGCCUGAUAGUAAGAGGAGUUACAACAUGAACAUUGGACUGAGUAAAUUCAGCAAAUACAGCUUUAAUGAAAUUCGAGAAGCGAUAAUACACCUAGACCCAAAUGUCCUCAACGUUGAUGCUACUGAGAGUAUUUUAUUGCUAUUACCAAACAAUGAGGAGAUAUCCGUUGUUUCUGAAUUUGUUAAAUCAGGAGGAGAUUUGGGUGCAGUAGAUAAACCUGAACAAUUUGUUGCAUCCCUUAUUGGAAUACCUAUAAUGAAACAGAGAUUGGAGUGUCACCAGAUUGCUCUUACCUUUAGGGAUAAUUAUAACGAUAUUUACUACCCGCUAGAAAACAUAAUGGAGUCUUGCGAGUCUAUUAUGAACUCUGUAAAGCUUAAUAUACUUGUCCACUUCAUUCUCAACGUUGGUAACAAGUUGAAUGAAGGAGACCCUAAAAAGGGUAACGCUGAGGGAUUUAAGCCUACUACAUUCCCCAAAUUAAACGAUUUUAGGACCACUACAAAGCCUUCAAAAACACUACUACAAUACAUUUGCGAUAUGAUUGCUGAUGAGGAUGAGAAUAUACUCGACGUUUUAGAUGAUUUAAAGAGCCUUGAUUCAGGCUCCAAAGUUGACAUAGAUGCACUAAAUGAUAAGAUGAAUAGAUUUAAAGGUGAUUUAACAAAGAUUAAGAACUCAAUUAACCUUUCUCAAAAUGCGAAAUGUGAUUUUCAAGAUAAUUUCACAUCAAUAAUGCGUGAAUUUUUGGUCGAUGCAGAACCAAAGGUUAAUUCCCUUUCAAAACACUAUGAUGAUGUGAGUUUUAAAAUAUCUUAUUUUUAUACUUUGCAGGUCAUGACUAUGUUUAAAGAAGUCGUUCGGUUUUCAGGUUAUACUGAAAAGGAGGUUGAUAAGGUCAAGCCAAGUGAACUUUUCAAGUACAUAUGGUCAUUUGCAUUAUCGGUUGACCAAUAUAGAAAGCAAAGGGAAGAAGCAAGGUUAAAGUUGGAGAAAAAGGCAAACGCUCAGACUAAAGUUGAGGCUAAAAAGACUCCAAAGCUCCAAACAAAACAGACUAAACUGGUUUCAGUACCAAAGUUACACAAUGACGAUUUAGUCAACAUUGUUAAAACAAUAUAA